GAAGGGCCAUGUGGAGCCUGCCAAGUGUGCUGUGAGCUCUCUGCUGUGUGUGCUGCCUCUUUGGAGGAUCCCGGGCCAUGUGUUAAUUCCACCAUAGACAAAUAAUUCCUGCCUCCUCUCCUCUCCUCUUGUACCAAAAUAAUCAGUAGCCGCAGUGUAGGCUUCUUCCUCCUCCCUUUCUUCUUCUUCCCCGUCCGUCUCAGAACAAAUUUGUUCCAGUAGGAUUUUUAUUGGUUGUUUCAUUCUUGUUACCUCUUGGAGUUGACGAUAGAGGUAUGUGUACUCAUGUACGCAUGCCUGUCUGCGGCUUGCUUCUAGUAGCUAAGUAGUUGACUAGCAAGCAAGCAGGCGGGCAGGCAAGCUCCUGAAGCUGAAAGCUAGUAAUCAAGCAAUCAGCUGCAGAUCGAGGCAAUUCAUCAGAAAUUAAGAUAAUGGCGAUGGAGCCUGCGUUGAAGGUGGCCCUGGGCUCCGCCGCGUUCGCCAUCUUCUGGGUGCUGGCCGUGUUCCCCGCGGUGCCCUUCCUCCCGAUCGGGCGCACGGCGGGGUCGCUGCUGGGCGCCAUGCUGAUGGUGCUGCUCGGCGUGAUGAGCGCCGACGAGGCGUACGCGGCGGUGGACCUCCCGAUCCUGGGCCUGCUGUUCGGCACCAUGGUGGUGAGCGUGUACCUGGAGCGCGCCGACAUGUUCCGGCACCUGGGGCGGCUGCUGUCGUGGCGGAGCCAUGGCGGGCGCGACCUGCUGGUGCGCACCUGCGCCGUGUCGGCGCUGGCGUCGGCGCUCUUCACCAACGACACCUGCUGCGUGGUGCUCACCGAGUUCAUCCUCAAGAUCGCGCGGCAGAACAACCUGCCGCCCAAGCCCUUCCUCCUGGCGCUGGCCUCCAGCGCCAACAUCGGCUCCGCCGCCACGCCCAUCGGCAACCCGCAGAACCUGGUGAUCGCCGUCCAGAGCGGCAUCUCCUUCGGGCAGUUCGUCUUCGGCAUCCUCCCGGCCACGCUCGUGGGAUCCGUCGUCAACGCCGCCAUCCUGCUCUGCCUCUACUGGGGGCAGCUCGACGGAGGGAUGAAGCCCGCCGCCGAGGAGGUGGUGGCCGUGCCCACCGAGGUUGUCGAGGAGGAGGACGUGACCUCGCACCGCUUCUCGCCGGCCACCAUGUCGCACCUCCGCUCCAAGUCGCAGCCGCAGUCGCAGUCGCAGCGCUUGGGGGCCUCGUCCGACGCCGCUGGCGAGGACUACCACGUCAAGCCGGCGGCGGCGGAUGCCACCGCCAACGGCAACGGACACCGCGAGUACGACGGCAAGCAGGCUUUGGCCAACAACGGCAUCCACCAGAGGCGCGUAGGUGCCACCAACGGGGGGGCGGGCAAGGUCAACGACCACUCCUUCCAGUCGGAGGAUAAGGAGGUGGGCAUGGACGACGAUGAGGAGGAGGCGUGGCAGAGCAGGGUGUGGAAGACGUGCGUGUACGUGAUCACCGCCGGCAUGCUGGUGGCGCUGCUGCUGGGCCUCAACAUGUCGUGGAGCGCCAUCACCGCCGCCCUGGCGCUCAUCGUGCUCGACUUCAAGGACGCGCGCCCCUGCCUGGAGAAGGUCUCCUACCCUCUGCUGCUCUUCUUCUGCGGGAUGUUCAUCACCGUGGACGGCUUCAACAAGACGGGCAUCCCCAGCACGUUCUGGGAGUUCAUGGAGCCCUAUGCGCGGAUCGACACGCCCACCGGAACCGCCAUUCUUGCCCUCGUCAUCCUGCUGCUCUCCAAUGUGGCCUCCAAUGUCCCGACAGUUCUCCUGCUGGGCGCCCGGGUUGCUGCCUCGGCCGCCGCCAUCUCCCCGGCCGCCCAGACCAACGCGUGGCUCAUCCUGGCCUGGACCAGCACGGUGGCCGGCAACCUCUCCCUGCUGGGCUCCGCCGCCAACCUGAUCGUGUGCGAGCAGGCGCGCCGGUCCCAGCACUACGGCUACACGCUCUCCUUCUUCAGCCACCUCCAGUUCGGCUUCCCGGCCACGAUCAUCGUCACCGGCAUCGGCCUCCUGCUCAUCAGAACCUACUGAUGAUUGAUGAUACCGAACCAUGUGUUUGUUUGCACUGCUAGUAGCUCUACAAGAAAGUAAGAUUAUCUUAGUAUAUUGGUUGAUUGAUAUAAACAAGAAGAAGAUUGUACAUUUUGGAUCGAGUAGCACACAGUACAGAUAAUGUAUAUCAUGCCAUAAGAAAAGGAGGUGUAUAUCCUAUCCUGCCUAGCAUUCUGCAAGUCUGUAUAAUUGGGAUCUCAUUCCAACUCGACAAAAGAUUAGUUUGCCAGAUUACAGCA
Molecule: messenger RNA, 2308 nt
Organism: Panicum hallii
Lineage: Eukaryota; Viridiplantae; Streptophyta; Magnoliopsida; Poales; Poaceae
Product: silicon efflux transporter LSI2-like
Exons: 2
Coding region: 432-2048 (538 amino acids)
Biological process (GO): transmembrane transport
Cellular component (GO): membrane
Source: RefSeq, a predicted model, not a curated record